This is a messenger RNA of Harpegnathos saltator (Jerdon's jumping ant), 686 nucleotides long. RefSeq names its product 40S ribosomal protein S23. Lineage: Eukaryota; Metazoa; Arthropoda; Insecta; Hymenoptera; Formicidae. The record is from RefSeq and is a predicted model, not a curated record. The coding region runs from base 196 to 627 and encodes 143 amino acids. Gene Ontology annotation, biological process: translation. The transcript has 3 exons. Gene Ontology annotation, cellular component: ribosome; small ribosomal subunit. Gene Ontology annotation, molecular function: structural constituent of ribosome.
CAAUCGUGCUGUGUCGAAUAGAUACGCACCUGUCUUUAUAGCAUUUCGUCGAUGCCGCCUUAGUACCGAAUGCACUAAACGCGAGACAACUUGCUCACUACGCGUGCGUGGCUUUCUCGGCCAUUUGCUGUCAGCUAUCGGAGCUCGGAGCAAGUUGUUCACCAUCUUUCAAGCUUGUGUGCCCAUUUGGACAAAAUGGGCAAACCCAGAGGUCUUCGUACUGCACGUAAACAUGUCAACCAUCGACGCGAUCAACGGUGGAACGACAAGGACUACAAGAAAGCGCAUUUGGGGACAAGAUGGAAGGCCAAUCCUUUCGGUGGUGCUUCCCACGCCAAAGGAAUAGUUUUAGAAAAAGUAGGAGUAGAAGCUAAACAACCAAACUCUGCUAUCCGCAAAUGCGUUAGAGUCCAGUUGAUUAAAAAUGGCAAGAAGAUAACUGCGUUUGUACCAAGGGAUGGUUGCCUCAAUAACAUCGAAGAAAAUGAUGAAGUUUUGGUGGCAGGUUUUGGCCGCAAAGGUCAUGCUGUUGGUGACAUUCCGGGAGUGCGUUUUAAAGUGGUCAAAGUUGCAAAUGUAUCUCUACUUGCUCUUUAUAAAGAGAAGAAAGAGAGACCUAGGUCCUAAGUGAUUAAUUCUCAGCUAUGUAUAUAUAAUUAAAAAUAUAUACGCAGUUUAUAAAUAUA